This is a messenger RNA of Penicillium cataractarum, 924 nucleotides long. RefSeq names its product endo alpha-1,4 polygalactosaminidase. Bases 1 to 924 code for a protein of 307 amino acids. The transcript has a single exon. NCBI's taxonomy places the organism in Eukaryota, Fungi, Ascomycota, Eurotiomycetes, Eurotiales, Aspergillaceae. The record is from RefSeq and is a predicted model, not a curated record.
AUGUCUUUCUCUAACAACUCGAGCUGGGGACACCUUUUUGUCAAGGGCAGAGCCCUGGCCCUUUUUGUUGUUGGCAUUACUAUUCUGUUACUCUGCUUGAACUCUUGGACAGAGCUUCCCGUCAGCUCGAUUCAAAAUACCAUUUUGAGAAGAAGCACCGAGACCAGUGACACGGCUAUCUGGCAGCCAAAGACUGGAAUCAAAUGGCAGAUCCAGCUGGAAAAUGCCGUGGAAGACAUCGCCAUGGGCGCUGAUAUUUUCGACAUUGAUAUGUUCGACAACACCGCAGCGAAGAUCUCCGAAAUUCACAACAAGGGUGCCAAGGUUAUUUGCUAUUUCUCCGCUGGCACCUAUGAAGACUGGAGACCUGAUGCCAACAAAUUUACCGACUCUGAUUUCGGCAAUGCGCUCGAAGACUGGCCUGGUGAGCGAUGGCUCAACCUGCACUCAGACAACGUCCGCAAAAUUAUGCAGUCCCGCCUUGACCUGGCAAAGCAAAAGGGUUGCGACGGCGUUGACCCGGACAACAUCGAUGCAUAUGGCAAUGACAACGGUCUCGAUCUGACCGAAGCCGACUCUAUUGAUUAUUUGGACUUCCUCGCAUCCGAGGCCCACUCGCGGGGUAUGUCAAUUGGACUCAAGAAUGGAGGCGACAUCAUUCCGUCUGUCAUCGAGAAGAUGCAAUGGUCUGUCAACGAGCAAUGUGCGCAGUAUGAUGAGUGCGAUGUCUAUGCGGCUUUCACGGAUGUCGGCAAGCCGGUCUUUCACAUCGAGUAUGCUGAUGAGAUCGAGGUCAACAAUAAGCUCAAAAUUCGUGCUGUGACGAGCUCGCAGAAGUCCGCAGCUUGUGACGCGAAGAGUGCUGAGAAUUUCUCGACUGUUAUCAAGAAUAUGGAGUUGGAUGCAUGGGUUGAAUAUUGUUAG